AUGUCCCGUCGCACCACCAUUCCUGAGCAGCCGCCCCGACCGUCCUCACUAGGGAGCUGCAUCAUCUACGGCUGCGGAGCGGGACUGCUUGGCGUCGCUGUAAUGACAAUCGGCGAAAAGAUUGAGCAAUACUUCACCGGCCGACCAAAUUCAUAUGUACCGGGCCACACUCUGGAGCGCCUUCUCCGACUACCCGUUCGCCCCGAUUCCGAGCGCUUCGGAUUGAACAUGGCGAUGCACUAUGGACAGGGAGCAGCUGCGGGAAUGAUUAGAGCAUUUAUGAGCGCAUACGGCGUUCGCGGGCCAUUCGCUGAUUUUAUGUUUGUUGCCAUACGGCUUAUGAUCGAUCAAACAUUGGAAAAUGUUACGGGGGUUGGGGCGCUUCCAUGGACCUGGCCUGUUAAUGAGCAGGUUAUUGAUAUUCUUCAUAAGGGAGUAUUUGCGUUUGUGACGGGAUACUUCACGGAUAGGUGGCUACAAGGGUGA
Messenger RNA from Aspergillus eucalypticola CBS 122712, 486 nucleotides. RefSeq lists its product as uncharacterized. The record is from RefSeq and is a predicted model, not a curated record. Lineage: Eukaryota; Fungi; Ascomycota; Eurotiomycetes; Eurotiales; Aspergillaceae. Bases 1 to 486 code for a protein of 161 amino acids. The transcript has 3 exons.